Paramecium sonneborni is the source of this 1258-nucleotide messenger RNA. The record is from the annotation of a GenBank genome assembly. Lineage: Eukaryota; Ciliophora; Oligohymenophorea; Peniculida; Parameciidae.
AUGAAUUUUUCAAAUGAAAAUAACUCUUUGGGAGGUUACCUGAUAACCAAUAAUAAAAGGAAAUAAAGGUUAGAGAAAUUAUCAAUUCAAAUCAAGUUCACAUAAGAUCAUUAAAUUGUAUAUUCAAAAGAGGGAGCAAUUUUAAGGAUGUAAAAAUUAUUGACGAGUAAUAAAAGAGAUAAAGUUUGUGAUGCUUUCCAGAAUCCAGAAAUAUUUAAUAAUCUGGAUUAUAUCCAUUAUCUUUUUUGGUAAGGUUAAUACUGUAAGAACAAAAUGAAGGUUGGCAAAUGGAUUGUUUUUUGGGAUAAAGUAUUUGUGAAAAAUGUCGGUGGAUAUUAUAAGGAUGGAGAAAAGCAAGGAAUUUGGAUAGAUCUAUUCUUAAAUUAUUAGAAGUAAGAUAUUAUUACAUGACCUUUUGUUUAGUUAAGCACAAAUUUUCACAUCUGGAGAAUAUUAUAAUAACUUUAAAAUGGGUUUUUGGAAAUAUAUUUAUUAAGAUAAGAUGAUGUAAUUAUCUAAUUAAUUGUUUAGCGGUGGUGGAUACUAGAAUAAGUUUGGUUAAAAGUAAGGUAAAUGGAUUGAGCUAGAUGACGGAUUUUGUAAUUCGAAAUAAGUCACUUUUGAAGGUGAAUAUAAAAUGAAAGGUAUGAAGGUAGAUAGAUGGAAUAUAAUGUAUUGCUUUCAAGAAAAAAUGGAUUUAAAGAAAUGUAAAUAUUUUUCAAUUAUAAGGAAUGUAAUAUUUAUUUAUAGUGGUGGUGGAUCAUAUUAUUAACUAAAGGAAUAGAAAAAGAUAGGGAAAUGGGUAGAAUUGGAUGAAGGAUUUUAUGAUUCAAAAUAAGUUACUGAUAAUGGCGAAUAUAACAAAGAAGGUAUGAAAAUAGGAAGAUGGGAUAUUAAUUUUUGCAAAUAUAAUGAGUCGCAUUAUAGAACAAUGUAAAUUUUCAUUAAGAAUAAGGGAUAUAAUAUUUGUAUUUAGUGGUGGUGGAUCAUAUGAUGAAGAAGUAGGGUAGAAAAAGAUUGGAAAGUGGGUAGAGUUGGAUGAAGGAUUUGAUACUUAUUGAUAAGUCACUUAUGAAGGGGAAUAUGAUGUGAAAGGUAGGAAGAUGGGCAGAUGGGAAAUAUUAGCUUGGAUAAAUAAAUGUAACUAUUAAAUAAGCAGUAGGAAUAUAAUAUGUGUUUAGUGGGGGUGGAUCAUAUUAUUAAGAAGCAUGUGAGAAAAAGAUUGGAAAAUGGUUAUAGUUAGAUGAAACGUUUUAUA